AACGUCCUUACAUGCAAGGCUGACGCUCGGACUUGAUUGUAGAGUGCACCACCACCAUGGUAAUAGCCAGAUCACCAACUUCGGCUUGAAGCCCACAACGCGCCAAAUGAACUGUACCGUGCCCGAGCCAUGAAAUAGACACCUCGGCUGUUCCUCCGCGACCGACGAUUCAUUUGCAUCGAACCUUGUCGACACCCACCAUUGUGAAAUCGCACGAGCGUAAACACAGCUUCGAGUCCAGCACCCCCGCGGCGCAAUCAUGAGCGACUUUUCGAUGUACCACGCCCAAGGCCAGGGCUCGCCGAAUCCCAGUGCGCCGCCGAGGAAGGACGACCCUACAAGAUGGCGCCCGCCCGUCGCUGCGAGCCGUGCUGGCUAUGAGCAAGCUGGCAGUCCGUACACGCAAGCUGGAGCUCCGCAGUAUGGCUCGCCGGCGCAGCCGCAACAGCCCGUGCAGCAAGAGGGCUACUUCCCGCCCCAGGCGAGCCCGCUGAUAAACCAGGCUGGAUCGUAUCAGGGCGACCUCCACACGAACAUGUUGGCGGCGCAGAUGGGAGCAGUGGGCCUGGGCGGGGACGCGCCACCAGACCACAGGCGCAAGAAGAAGGACAGACACGCCUACCACAACCUUGAGGGGCCGGGAGGGAGUGCGCAGGCCUUCGAUGGCUUGCAGAAGCCGGGCACGCCCUCACAGUACAGCCCGCAAGUUGGUGGGCCGCAGUGGCAAGAACCAGAGAUCACGCCCGCCAUGAACCAGUUCCCUGCUGCAACACCGCUGUUCACUCCUGGAGCUGUGGCUUCGCCGAUGCAGCACGCUGCCCGGACACAUACACCACAGCCAGGCACCGCCGUCGCCGGGUCCGCGCAGGGCAAAGUUGACCCCGAGUCGAUACCGAGCAUCCCCAGGUCGCGAGACUCGCCAGCGAAGUACUACCUGGACCACAUCUACCCGACUAUGGAACACCACAUACCGCCGCCCGCCGCCGUGCCCUUCGUGGCCUUCGAUCAGGGCAAUUCGUCCCCCAAGUUCGCCAGACUGACGCUCAACAACAUCCCCAUAUCCGCUGACGCGCUCGCUGCAACAGCUCUGCCACUAGGCCUGAUACUGCAGCCACUCGCACCACUGCAAGAGGGGGAGACGCCGAUACCUGUCCUAGACUUUGGCGAGGCAGGUCCACCAAGAUGCAGGAGAUGUCGAGCGUACAUCAACCCUUUCAUGCAAUUCAAGGCUGGCGGCAACAAGCUCGUUUGCAACAUGUGCAACUUCCCCAACGAUGUACCGGGGGAGUACUUUGCACCCACCGAUGCCAGUGGCGUACGCGUGGACAGGCUCCAGCGACCGGAGCUUACCCUCGGUACGGUCGACUAUGUGGUGCCAAAGGAGUACUGGGGCCAAAAAGAGCCAGUCGGGAUGCGAUACUUGUUCCUGAUCGAUGUCACGGCAGAGAGCGUCGAACGUGGCUUUCUUGACGGAUUCUGUGCGGGUAUCCUAAACGCGCUGUACAGCGAAGCAAGCGAGGCGACCGAAGCAGCAGAGAGCGCUCUCAAGAUGCCAAAGGGCGUAAAGAUCGGCAUUGUCACAUACGACAAGGAGAUGCACUUCUACAACCUCAGCCCGAAGCUCGUCACGGCGCAAAUGCUAGUCAUGCCGGACCUUGAGGAGCCGUUCUUGCCCUUCACCGAGGGCCUGUUCGUCGAUCCUCAAGAAUCGAGGACCGUCAUCACGUCCCUGCUCACCUCGCUUCCCAACAUGUUCCGCGAGUUCAGGCACCCUGAGCCGGCUCUGCUGCCCACGCUCAACUCUGCGGUUGCUGCUUUGACUGCUACUGGUGGAAAGAUUGUCUGUUCGCUAGGUGCAUUACCCACCUUUGGCCCAGGAAAGCUGUUCAUGCGAGACGAUGGCAACGUACACAACACCGAUGCUGAGAGGAAGCUGCUUAAGACAGAGCAUCCUGGCUUCACAACAGUGGCGAAGCAGAUGGUCGAGAACGGUAUUGGAUGUGACUUUUUCCUAGCCGCACCCAGCGGUGGCUACCUCGACAUCGCAACGAUAGGCCAUGUAUCUGCAACCACUGGUGGUGAGGUGUUCUACUACCCCAACUUCCACUCACCCCGAGACAACCUCAAGUUAUCGAAGGAGAUCACACAUACCGUUAUGCGGGAAACCGGUUAUCAAGCGCUGAUGAAGGUUCGAUGCUCAAACGGUCUGCAGGUCUCUGGCUACCACGGCAACUACUUCCACCACAACUUCGGUGCAGACCUCGAGUUUGGCACCAUCGAUGCCGACAAAGCCAUCGGCGUCCUGUUCAGCUACGACGGCAAACUCGACCCUAAGCUGGACGCACAUUUCCAGAGCGCUCUUCUUUACACAACAGCCAGCGGCGAGCGCCGCGUCCGCUGCAGCAACAUCGUCGCCAGCGUCAGUCAAAGCGCAGGCGAAUGUAUGAAGUUCGUCGACCAAGAUGCCGUUAUCAACAUCAUCGCCAAGGAAGCCUGUGCGCGCAUGACCGAAAAGAGCCUCAAGGACAUCCGCGGCGCACUGACAGAAAAGACUGUCGACAUUCUCGCUGGCUAUAGGAAGAAUUUCACCGGGAAUAGUCCGCCUGGUCAGCUUGUCCUGCCCGAGAAUCUCAAGGAGUUUUCCAUGUACAUGCUCGGCCUGAUCAAGUCGCGCGCCUUCAAAGCCGGCAAGGAACCCACAGACCGUCGUGUCCACGACAUGCGCCUCAUCCGCUCAAUGGGCCCCCUCGAGCUAUCGCUUUACCUCUACCCGCGCGUCAUUGCAGUACACAACCUUGACCACGCCGAUGGUUUCGCCAACGAAAACGGACAUCUCCGCAUGCCCUCUGGCGUCCGCGCCUCAUUCUCCAAGGUCGACGAAGGAGGCGUAUACAUCGUCGACAACGGCCAAAUCUGCCUCCUCUGGAUCCAUCAACACGUCUCGCCGAAUCUACUCGAAGACCUCUUCGGCGCCGAACACAGCGAUCUCAAAUCCCUCGACCCCUUCGCCUCCUCGCUUCCUGUGCUCGACACACAUCUCAACGCUCAGGUGCGGAAUAUCUUGCAGUACCUGGAGGGGAAUAGGGCAAGUAAGGCGCUUACGGUGCAGCUGGCGAGACAGGGACUGGAUGGCGCGGAGUAUGAGUUUGCGAGGUUGUUGUAUGAGGAUCGGAAUAAUGAGGCGCAGAGUUAUGUCGAUUGGUUGGUGCAUGUGCAUCGGCAUAUUCAGCUUGAGGUAAGCAAUUCCUGAGAUCUGCCUUAAAGACCAGUAAUUGAAUAACGAAGCUAAUCUGACGGCGGAUAGCUCGCUGGGCAACGGAAGAAGAGCGAAGACAUCGACAAUAGUAGCAUGGGAAGUCAAUUUGUGGGGUUGCGGACAUCGUACUGGGGCUAAAUGGGUAGAGAACGAUGGAAGAAG
Macroventuria anomochaeta is the source of this 3418-nucleotide messenger RNA. RefSeq names its product Sec23/Sec24 family protein-like protein. The coding region runs from base 260 to 3250 and encodes 996 amino acids. Gene Ontology annotation, molecular function: SNARE binding; zinc ion binding. NCBI's taxonomy places the organism in Eukaryota, Fungi, Ascomycota, Dothideomycetes, Pleosporales, Didymellaceae. The transcript has 2 exons. The record is from RefSeq and is a predicted model, not a curated record. Gene Ontology annotation, cellular component: COPII vesicle coat; endoplasmic reticulum exit site. Gene Ontology annotation, biological process: endoplasmic reticulum to Golgi vesicle-mediated transport; intracellular protein transport; COPII-coated vesicle cargo loading.